UCCCCCUAUUCGCAGCUUCCACAAGGGGUAAACUGGGCAGUGGGAAUUAGCAAAAAGGGCAAAGCCAAAACUACACGCAGCAGAUCAGCGCGGCUUCCUGCUUUUCAUCUCUCUAUCUCUCUAUAACUCCCAUCAGUCAGCCAAAAACAAAAAGGAUGACCAGAAAAUAAGGAGUGUUGACGCUUCCUUCUUCCGUCAACAUCACUGCAAAUCAUCCACAUCUCUUUCUCUCUGUAGCCUUUGAACCUUUCAAUGAGCUAAAAGGCACAGUGUCUCUCUACUAUCCGAGCAGUAAAUGCGGGCACCUCCUUACCUGUGCUUUCACUAUCUUCACUCAGAUUUGGCUCAUGUGACAAUCAGCGCUGAAGAGUAGCAUCAAGUUGGUGAAACUUGCAUUUUUUGUUUAUUUUGUGGCGCAUGUUAGGGUUUUGAUGAGGAAAUGGAGGCGAGAAUGAAGAAGUACAGGCAAUUGAGCCCGGAAAGAGCAAAAGUGUGGACGGAGAGGUCGCUGAAGUACCACCAGAAUAGGAAAGUUCCUGUCGUUUAUUAUCUCUGUAGGAAUCGCCAGCUUGAACAUCCUCACUUCAUUGAAGUCCCUCUCUCUUCGCCGGACGGUCUCCACCUGAGAGAUGUGAUCGAGAGGCUUAAUGUGUUGAGAGGUACAGGGAUGGCUUCUAUGUACUCAUGGUCCUGUAAGAGAAGCUACAAAAAUGGAUUUGUUUGGCAUGAUCUUUGCGAAGAUGACCUGAUUCUUCCUGCUCAUGGAAGUGAAUACGUUCUCAAAGGCUCUGAACUCUUUGAAGAAACGAAUUCUGGCAUGAUUUCUACAGAUCGUUUUGCCCCUCUCGGAACCAUGAAAAUUCAAAAUCUGAAACAGUUGCCAGAACCAGCAUCUUCUAGAUGUCAAGAUGAUUCCUCGUCAUCUUCAAGCAUGAAUGGUAAGGAGACAAAACAUUCUCAGGAUGAUGAGCUCUCCCCUACUCUUCAGCGUCCUGGCUCCUCUGCUGUGUCACCAGAGUCUAGAGAUGGCAAGAAUUCCUCUUGGAAUGGUUCUCUAAGACUGACAGAGUACAAGAUUUAUAAGAGUGAUGGAUUAGCAGAUGCUUCUACCCAGACUGAGGAAAAUGUGAGCAGACCUAAAUCUCGAGAAACUUGCACAAGGGGUGUUUCAACUGAUGAUAACUCAUCAGAACAUGAAUAUAAUAAUAAUUAUCAAAACCGGGUUCCAUGCGUUAAGGAGAAGUCUGAUAUAAGUGAGAAUUCAGUUUCCCCUCCCCCGUCAUCCUCUAGUGCAUCUUCAUCAGGUGGAAAGACUGAAACUUUGGAGUCCCUUAUUAGAGCUGAUGUUAAUAAAAUCAACAGUUUUAGGAUCCUUGAAGAGGAAGAAAUUCGAAUGCCAGCCAAUUCAAAGAUCAAGGCCACUAAUAUGUUGAUGCAAUUGAUCUCCUGUGGGUCAAUUUCAGUGAAAGAUCACAGUUUUGGACUUGUACCAACCUACAGGCCAAGGUUUUCUCAUUCAAAAUUUGCUUCUCCAUUGUUCUCUACUUCCAUAUCAUUAGGGGAGCUUGAUUGCCUCUCAGAGAAUCCAAGGUUGAUAGGUCUACGAUUGGAAGAUAAGGAAUAUUUCAGUGGGAGCCUCGUUGAGACAAAAAUGCUCAAGGAAGAAGGAGAUGGACUGAGUACUCUGAAGCGUUCUUCUUCCUACAGCGCGGACAGGACUUGUAAGCAAAUGGAUUCAGCUGAGAACAAUGACGAGUCAACCUCUGCACACUCAAAAUGCAUUCCGAGAUCAAUAAAAGCCUCAAUAAGCAAGCAACCAAGAAGUGAAUCUAUGAGAUCACCCAUUUUUGAUAAACCUCGAAAAUCUUCUGAAGAGACCAGUAGCUCUGAAGCCAUACACAGUAGCACAUCAAAUGGCAGCAGCAAAAGAAUCGUAGAACAUGUUUCGUGCAAAAGCCAAUCAAAGAAGCUGGAUUCCUUCAGAGAAGAGAAAGAGAAAGUGAUCAAAAUAGAAGAAAGGCUUGCUUCAGGAGCUCGGGUUAUAAUCCAAUCCAAAGCACCUUGUGAUGCAGCUGUUUGCAGCUCGUAGAGCAGAACAUUUUGAAGGCAAAAAUCAGGUAAAGAAAUUGUUUCCGUUCAGCAAAAAAAUCAUAUUCAAUUAUGUAAAAGCAAAACUACUAGUUUUAAAACUUGGUUUGAAUUUCAAAUGAUGAUGAUUUCUUGGCGGGUCCAAUGUGAUGAUUCUGUAAAAUCUAAAUCACUUAUUUGCACGGAGUAAGUUCAGGCGCGGUCCACUCGGGGAUCAGCAUUCUUAAAUGGGAUGGUACCUUUUCAUUCAACUAA
This is a messenger RNA of Hevea brasiliensis (rubber tree), 2343 nucleotides long. RefSeq names its product protein SOSEKI 3. NCBI's taxonomy places the organism in Eukaryota, Viridiplantae, Streptophyta, Magnoliopsida, Malpighiales, Euphorbiaceae. The record is from RefSeq and is a predicted model, not a curated record. The transcript is spliced from 6 exons. The coding region runs from base 440 to 2089 and encodes 549 amino acids.